Molecule: messenger RNA, 1478 nt
Organism: Camelina sativa (false flax)
Lineage: Eukaryota; Viridiplantae; Streptophyta; Magnoliopsida; Brassicales; Brassicaceae
Source: RefSeq, a predicted model, not a curated record
AGUUUUACACACAAUCGCUGGACGCGUUCAGAAAUCACACACCAAAUACCGCGUCUCGAACAUUACAGUCAUGAGUCACCCAAAGUCAUUGACUAUGGGAGAGAGCGUAAUUAAGCAAGACUGAGCAAAAACAGAUUUGGAAAUUGGAAUAUCCCGUCGGUUUGGCCUUUCUCUUUUGGUGGAUUAUCUCGUCGAUGCGAUGAGGAGUGGGAGGAACUUUCCACCUAGAGGUCAUUCAUGGCCACUGCCAUCUUCCGCCACGAGAGCGCAGCGUCCGUCUUUUCUCUGGGCGAGGCGGCGGAAUCUGAUAUUGAACGGAGGGACUCCUUCGUCUAUCAGACUUCCACGGCCUACCAAACGCUCGCCCGAAGCUAGAGCAGCAAAUGUUGCCGCUGUUAUUGAGGAUUCCGUCGCUUCUUAUCGAUCAUCGAGUUCGGCCGAUGCUGCUGCAAUUUCAAAUGGUCGUCGUCGUCUAUUAGAUGAUGAUGAUGAUGAUGAUGAUGAUGAUGAUAAUGAUGAUGAUGCUGAUGAAUGUCCAUCAUUGCCUUACCCUAUUUCUCCGUCCACACCCAUCUCUGAUUCUCUGUUGAAAUACGAUGUGUUUAUCAGUUUCCGAGGACCUGAUGCUCGUGAGAAUUUUGUGAGCCACCUCUACGACGACCUGCUUCGAGAGGGAAUUGAAACUUUCAUAGACAGUGUAAAGCUUGAGGCAGGAGAUGAGAUUCAACCGGCGUUGUCGGAUGCGAUCGAGAAAUCUAGAAUCUCUGUUGUGAUUUUUACCAAGGAAUACGCCUCUUCCAAGUGGUGUCUGAGAGAGCUUGCAAAGAUCAUGGAGUGUAGGAGGACUCAAGGCCAGAUAGUUUUGCCAGUCUUUCUCGCUGUUCAACCCAUGGAGGUUAGGUGGCAGACGGGCAGCUACGAGUUAGCCUUUUCUAGGCAUGAUGAGGGAUCCCAGUCAGCCGAGGAAGUAAAAGGAUGGAGAAAAGCCAUGAGCGACGCAGCUAAUCUCUCCGGAUUUGAUUCCGAUGCAGUCAGGCCUGCCUCUAAACUUGUGGAUGAAAUUGUUUCAGAUGUAUUAGAGAAGCUAAAAAGCAUUUGCUUGUGCGAAGAUGAGGGCUUGGUGGGAGCUUAUUCUCACGUAAAGGAAGUGGAAGACUUGUUGAAAAAUGGAUCAGAUGAAGUGCGGACUAUAGGAAUAUGUGGAGUUGGUGGUAUUGGGAAGACUGCCAUUGCUGGAGCUGUUUUUAAUCGUCUACAUCAACAGUUCGAUAGCUACUGCUUUCUUGCAAAUGUUAGAGAAGAAUCUGAAAAGCGUGGACUCCCUAGCUUAAGAAACGAACUCUUUCGUCAAAUUCUUGGUCAGGCUGAUAUAAACAUAGCGAUAUAAGGAAUCGUCUACGUCGAAAAAAAGUUUUUAUUGUUCUGGACGAUGUUUGCAGCAUGACUCAACUGGAAUUUUUAAUCAAACAAUCGACUUA